Scatophagus argus is the source of this 6811-nucleotide messenger RNA. RefSeq names its product cordon-bleu WH2 repeat protein (gene cobl). The coding region runs from base 274 to 5040 and encodes 1588 amino acids. NCBI's taxonomy places the organism in Eukaryota, Metazoa, Chordata, Actinopteri, Scatophagidae. The record is from RefSeq and is a predicted model, not a curated record. Gene Ontology annotation, cellular component: dendritic growth cone; terminal web; plasma membrane. Gene Ontology annotation, molecular function: actin monomer binding. Gene Ontology annotation, biological process: actin filament polymerization; signal transduction; actin filament network formation. The transcript has 18 exons.
AUCUUUGAACUGUUUUACAAAGCUGUAGUUUUAUUAGCCUUUCCUGGAGGCACAAUCAUGUGUGACGUCAAAGCCUUGUGAGUUUACUUUGGUCACAUGGUUCAGUUCCCCGGUGACGAUCAACCAUCCACACCCUUGAUGAGACAAACACAUUUGUUGCCAUUUAUUGCCAUACAGACUUGGUACAUUUGGUGCCUCAUGACCUUCAAAGAAUAGAAGAAAACUGUUAGCACUCUCAACAUCUGGAUUUGUCAUCUGCCUCACCGUUGGAGAAUGAAGGCACGUGCCCCACCUCCACCGCAAGCCCCUCAACCUGCUCCACGCCACAUCUUCAGAAAUGCUGUACCUGAUGGGGGAGGGACAUCAGGCAUGGAAGCCAAGGAGAACAUACUGAGUCCCUCUGUGGAUUUACAACUAACUUUACCACGGGGAUACCAGACUUCUGUAACUGAGGAUGGCAGUAAGGCGCUGAUGGACCUGCUGGUCGAGCUGUGUAGCCGCUACCACCUGAAUCCAGCACUGCACACCCUGGAACUGCUGUCACCAGAGGGCCACUCUUUGGGGUUCAAGCCCAACGUGCUGCUGGGCUCCCUCAACGUGGCCCGUGUCGUCAUCAAGGAGAAAGUCUGGGAGGAGAAAGUGGCGCGCAGGCCCGCACCUAAAGUGCCAGAAAAAACAGUUCGUUUGAUGGUGAACUACCACAGCAGCCAGAAGGCAGUGGUUCGGGUCAACCCACUGGUACCACUCAAGGAUCUGAUACCCGUCAUCUGUGACAAGUGUGAGUUUGACCCUGCACAUGUCCUGCUCCUGAAGGACAACAUCAGUCGCCACGAGUUACAGCUGGACAAAUCGCUGACAGAGCUGGAUAUCAAGGAGCUCUACGUACACGAUCAGAGUUUAGUUCUUCAGCCUAAAAUGGCUUCUGCCCCUGCUCUUAACUACUCAGACCCCAUCCGCUCCAGCACUACCAGUUUAGGCGGAACAGAGAAGAAAGGCUUCCUGGGUAUCUUCCAGUUCGGCAGGAGGAAAUCCAAGACAGAGACAACAUCUAUGGACAUGGGUGACUGUGAUGAUAAACUAAUCCAAAAUACAAUCACACAAUCCACUGGUCUGUCCACAGUGUCAGGGGUACCCAGCGUAGAGGAUCGGCCCAGCACCUUGGGUCAGUCUCAGUCAACCAUGAACAUACCCAGGAUGUCUCCCAAAGCUGAGACCAAGAAGAGGAGGGCCCCAGCACUACCUGGGGCCCCAACACCCACCAUGGGGCACACUAACUUUGAGGGCUAUCAGAAGGACCUUGGUUCAGAAAGCCAGCAGAGGAAACGGAAGGCUCCAGCACCUCCUUCCACCCCGGCUUCCAUCACACCAGGCCCUGGCAACACUUCAACCUCUCCCAGUCCCACCCUCAACACCUCUGCCACUGAAACACCUACCCCAGCCUCUCGCACCAAGAUGGCACAGUCAAGCACCAUCUCCGCUACCACUGUGGAAACACACACAGUAAAACCAGCCACUUUGAAAACAGCAGUACAACCUCCACCUGUGUGCACUGUUACCCCAACCCCCAGCUCCCCGAACCCAAGCUGCAGCACCACCGACAGCCUCGCUGUCCAGGACUCCAGCUCUGAACUCAGCCACAGCCUUGAAGACUCAGACCCUUAUCUAGACCAAACUGGUUCCCAAUGCAGCAGCCUCACCAGCAGCACAGUGAGCGGGUCUGUGCUGGUCCAACCCGCUAUGAAAAUCUACCCUGGCAGAAUGGAGGAAUCGGAAAAGUCCACCAGCAUGGCUGCCAAAUUAAAUCAAGAUGCAACCUCAGCCAGCAGCUCCAGGUCGGAGACUGAGUCAGCCUUAAAUCUGAAGCUGGAUGACGUUGAGAACAACAGACACAGCGCAAUGGGAACCACUGAUCGACCCGUACCACCCAAACCUCGUCGUUCCCUGCCCCGGGAGCUACCCCAGCUUGCCUUACCCGCUACCCCGUCCUCCCUUCCCAUUGAACCCACAGAAAGCAACUCCCUACAGAGUCCCAUGGAAACAGAGGAAGCAGCUCCCCAGUCUUGGCUCCACUCCAUGCAGAGCUCCACAGCCACUGGCCAGAAACCAGAAACUGAAAUUCCCGAGGAGGAGACCAUGUCCUUGGCGAGUAGCAGUGGUGGCAGCAGCCUUCCCGACCAGGGUUAUGCCGCCUCUGAGGGCAUGGCAGAGGGCGAGGACUCAGGCAUGGUCAGUUCUCCAUCUGACACCCAACCCACAUCCCCAGAUGGGAGCUUGUCUCUAGAUGGAAGCAGUGGAGGUGGAGGAGAGAGACUGCUGGGACCAGUGCGGGACACUUCCAGUGACAGUGAUGAGGGAUGUGCCACGUGGGGAUCAAGACACAGGCACAACGACAUCAGCCCACAUGCAGAAAAAGACAGAUUAAAAGACAGCUAUGAAGACGACCCAGAGCUCACGGCCCAGAUCCAUCAGACUUUGGCAGAUUUUGACGCAGACCUUGCAGAUCACAUAGAUGUAGUCUCAGCAAAGGAAACUUUCAAUACCAUGUCCACAGACAGUAAUGAAGUGCCAGUGUCCGUAGUGGACAUGGAUGUGCCAGUUACAGCCAUAGAUGAAGUACUGGAGGACUAUGAAUGCAAAAUUGCAGAAAAUGAGGCAAAGUCACUGACCAGGACUGAGUCGGCUGGCAGCAAAGGUCCAGGCUUUUUCCACCCGUCCAGCGUAGAGCCACAGAACAAAAACAAUAAUGCUUGUACAGCUGCUGACACUAAUAAAAAAAGCAAGGCACAUACUAAGCAGUCUCAACUUGAGCAGCGUAAGAAGUCACUGGAGAACAAGUCUAAAGGUGAUAAAAAGGAAGAAAAGAUGCCAGAGACAAAAAUUAAAGGGAUGACUAUCACAGACACCAAUUGUGUGAAAAAGGAUAAACAAAGAACGUCAGCUGUUAAAUCCAGCAUCGACAUGCAGAAACACAGCAAGAGCACUGACAUCAAACCUGAUCCUGUGAAAAAUAGUGCCCAAUCUUUUCAAAAGAAGAAGGACAUUCUUACACCAACUGGUCAGAGAACAGUGUCUCCAGAAAGAGAUGAAGAGAUACACAGAGUUAACCAAAAUAGCUCUGGCUCCAACACUUCACAUGGUAAAAUAACUCACAACGUCACAUCACGCUUUGGUAUGAAAACUUUCACUGUGGUCCCUCCCAAACCUACUGUCUUACAUGCUGCUACGGGAGUGCCAGCUGUCAGAUCAACUGUCGGUGCCAUUAAGAUUGAUGAUCAAGGAAACAUGGUGAAAGUGGGUAUCUCUCAUAACGAAUUUAGUCGUUCAUCAGAGUCAGGAAUUGAUGACAGUAAAAGGUCCCCACUUCUUGGAAAAGCCAAGGCUUUUUGGAGCUCAAACGAGAGACAAGAAAGCACUGUGCCCCACAACAAAGAUCUCAUUGAUGAGGCUAAGGAUAGCGCAGAUGGCCUGAAAAGUACUCUUGCUUCAAUCUCAGAAACUACAAUGAAAUCCAGCAACAUCGAGGACCUGAAAACAAAGCAAGCUUCACUUAUUAAACCUGUAGAGAAACCUAAGCCUAAAGAGAUGGUUAAAGAUGCUGAGGAACCGGUGAAAGACAUCAAAGCGCCAGCAGAGCGGGUAGACAUGGAGAACAAGAUUUCAGCGUCCAAACACGUUCCACAACCAAGUAAUAAACCUACCAUUCCUCCUUCUAUCCCUCCAGACUUGAGAAACGACCUGUCUUUCCUCAAACCAUCAAGACGAACCUCAAGCCAAUAUGUGGCCUCUGCCAUCACUAAAUACACCUCAAAUAAACCCAACCCAAUCCCUAACCUACCUGGCUCCUCUGCUUCUUUGAAAACUCAGACGAUCGGUUUCCAGAGAUUAGGUCGCUCCAUACAAGUGAAUCCACAUCAUUCUUCCCAGUCAUUUUUGUCAGAUAAUAAGGAAAGCGAAUGUGCUUUUAAAUCCACCCCCCCUGGUCCUAAGGCAUCUAUAAAUUGCCCAGAAUAUGUGUCAGAUAGCCGAAGGGAUUUUGUAGAAGUGAGACCAGACAGGGGAGGAUUUGGAAGUAGCAUUGGAUCUAUCAAAGGAAAUGCUAACACACUGGAAACAGAAAUAUCCAAGAAGCACAUUCAGUCUAGUGGCCUCACCCAAAUAAAUAUGGCUGCCAAUAACGAGAGAGAUAAUAUUAAACAUAUUCCGUCCAGAAGCUCCAGCCCUGCACUAAGCAGUCCCCAACCUUCAUCUGACAAACCAUCCAUAGCCCCUAAGACCAAGACGCAAGGCCAGACAGGUAACACGAUGGACAGAACUGAGGCAGUUGCCCAUCUAACUCCCAAUGCAAAAUCACAACCUGUCACAGUGGCAGACAGCGGUGUCACCCCUGGGCCUCCACCUGUGACAGUGUUUGGGCCGGUUAAAAAGUUCCGACCAGUGAUCUGUAGAUCUGUCGAGAAAGAGACGUCACUACACAGCAGCCUGAUGGAAGCAAUCCAGACAGGUGGUGGCAGGGACAGGCUGAAGAAGAUGAACAAUUCUGGUCCCAGCAGUAAGAAGAAAACAUCUUAUGUUGAGGAGGAGAAUGAGAGAUCUGCUCUUCUGGCAGCCAUUAGAGCCCAGAGCAACUCCGGAAGGCUGAGGAAGACCAAAUCUGAGGCUGCCGAUGAGCUUGAGAGGUUCAGGAAGGCAUCUGAUGAGGAGACAAGUGCAGGCCAUCCCUCUUCUCCCUCUCCUUCUUCUUUGACUUCUUCUGGUACUUCUCCUCCUGUCUUUACCCCACCACCACCACCAACACCCAUGACUGCACCUCCACCUCCUCCUCCUCCUGUGUUGCCACAGGCUAAGCCUAGCACUGUGGCACAUCUGAGUGCUGAUGCCCCCAUGAACCCUGCCUUGGCCAGAGAGGCUAUGCUGGAGGCUAUUCGCUCUGGAUCUGCUGCCGAGAGGCUAAAAAAGGUCGCUGUGCCCACAAAGACGGUCAAAGUGAACGGCAGACUGGGAACAAUCCAAGCAACCUCCUCAGCUCUCCCUCGACAAUAAGAGGGGAAGCCCACAUCACCACAACAAGAAAUAAUUCAUCAAGUUGAAUUUCACAUUUUUGUUUUUUGUUUGUUUUUGCCAUUGUGCUUCUACAACAGACAUUUGGAAAAAACACAUUUUGGAUUGAGUUCUGUUGAAAGUUUCAGGAAACUUUAAAUGUAACAAAAAUUGCAAAGUAUAAAAUAAUAAUUAAGAUUUAUUUUUUCAUGCUGUCUAUACACACUAUUCAAAAAGGGCUUCACAGCUCUGACCACCAGUCUGGGGCCUUAUGCGUAAACUAAUACACUAAUGCUCAUAGAAUUUCAUACAAACAAUGAUUUAAAUAUUUCUUCUUGAAAAAAGAAUGUUGCUCUCUUAGAAGACAAACCUCAGUAAUAUCUAUCUGAUAUAGGUGUCAUAGGUGAAAGUUAGACUCUAUCAAUAGCUCAUCCUGCGUCUGUCUUUAUAACAUAUUCCUAAACAUGUCUUGCCAUCUGUACUAACUGGAAAAUGUGUGCCAAUGAAAGCAAAUUUGAAUGGUUAAUACUACUUUCUGAUCUAAUUUUAUUAUUAUUUUUUUUUUUCAAAGCUUUUUACCACAGUUAAGUUAUGGAUGCCUUAUACUAUUGCUUGGUCAGUGUUAUGUAUAUGAUGCUUGCUUUAAAAAUUCUAUAUGGGGUGCAAUAAAUUGUAUCUGAUGAUGUUUCCAGAAUUUAACUACUUAAUAUUUGUUAAUAAAUUAAGAUAAUUGAAAAUGUAAGUACAUUUGAGAAAAUAAUGGCUAGAUCCACUGACAAUGUUUGAUUCCUUAAAGUGUGUUAUGUCAUCCAGAUCUGGUCCAUGAUGCCAACUUUUUCACUUCUUGGCUCUGAAAAGGAGUACAGAAGGAGGUGACUGACAAGUGCCUGUUAGCUCAAUGUGCUUCUGUUUUUUGUUUUUUUUUUACUAACCUUGAGUUGUGCUGCUACUGAAAAUCAAGACACUGUCAUACACAGUCAGUGCCCUGCAGAAACCUUUACUUGUAAAGUAGCAAGAUGACUGACUGUGCCUUUGACGUUUGAUGUAUUAGAGAAGUUAAGAUAAACCUUUACUUUCUUUGACAUUUCCGCAUUUUUGAAGCAUUGUUAUUGAAGCGUAUCAAUGGUGGAUGCCACCAUGAGCAAAGAGAUUAUUUUAGCAAUCGUCGCAUCACUAGCAGUACGUAGCGGGUAUGUAAUACAACGCAGCAGUUGUAGGUGAAUUUGAAGUUUAUAGUGUGGAGUAGCUCUGGUUGAGAAAAGGAGAGUGGACCUCUGCCGUUAAAUGGUAGUUAUGGCUGAAGUUGGAUGUCCACGCUGAAUCAUACUUAGAAUGAAGGAAAACCCAGAGCAUCCACUUUCAGGUGUAAAUGCAUGCUGCAGUGGAAUAAAAUUAGAGAUUUAUUUUGAUUUAUAAUUUCAACACUCACAAUGUUUUACUGUUGUAUUUUUUAUCCUGAGAGCGAAAACCUUGAGAGCUUUUGUUUUGUUGUCUGUUUUGUUUUUUUCUUUCACUAGAAGGGAUUGUUUCAUUUCUUCAAGAUGGUUUCAUUUACACGCAAUAGCCUACAGCACACUGUAGCAUUGUUUAUUUUGUAAAGAAAAGAAGAAAUAUCUGCACUAUCAAUAAUCUGUCACUGAUAGUGAGAAUUUUUUAUAAGCUAUUGCUUUUUAAGUUUUGAGUGCACAUUGUUUUUGUGACAGUUAUUUUUGUCUACCUAAUUUUUGAUUCAAUAAAUAUUUUUUUUUAAUCAAGUGAAAACUGACUUGCAGCU